This is a messenger RNA of Drosophila hydei, 8164 nucleotides long. RefSeq names its product nuclear pore complex protein DDB_G0274915. NCBI's taxonomy places the organism in Eukaryota, Metazoa, Arthropoda, Insecta, Diptera, Drosophilidae. Bases 141 to 7706 code for a protein of 2521 amino acids. The record is from RefSeq and is a predicted model, not a curated record. The transcript is spliced from 5 exons.
GUUUCGUCUGCAUUGCAUGAUCGAGUGCGCAUCACCAAAGAGUUCAAAGAUAUCUUGGAUGAAAAUCGAUCAAUCAUCAUCACAUACAUAUGGUCAAUAAAUAAUAUAUGGAUAGAUAUUUUUACAUAUUAUAUGCAUGAAUGCAGAAAUAUAUAAUGUGUAUAGGUCCGAUAUCUAAUCGAUUGAAGGAGGUGCCAAAUAUGCCACAAUCCCUUAUGCUAACAGCGAUACACAAUUUCCACUCUCCAUCCAUUGAAAACGGAGACGUUUGCAUUAUCUGUUGUUCGAGAGGUCAACGGUUGAGUUCUAUUUCAUCCAAAAUGUCUAAUACGAGACUGUACCGAAAACUUUGUCAAUUGCUAUUAGUUAUCGCACUAAUGGGGGCACCACAACUUGGAUCUGCACAAUCAUUUGAUGUCCCGUACAUUGUGAAACCAACACCAAUUUUCCGUGGGGCGGCUGCUGAGGAUUUAACUACUGUAUUGUUGGUUAACAACGAUGGAGUGGGACGUUUAGGCGAUAGUCACGGACGAUUUCUGUCCGUACGUCCAGAAGUUGGACUCUUAACCUCAACAGCUCGAACAUUCAUUCAAGAAGGUGUUACAACUGAAUAUGCCACCCAAGUUGUGGGUACUACCUUAAAUAAUGGAAGAUUAUAUGCACAGUAUCUGAAGAAAAGCUCGCGAGUACUAUUUGAAAAUGGCCCCAAUAUGUUACCAUCGGUCGUCACCAGUUGGGUAGGCGAUAGUGUUCAGCCCUCGCAAACGCGAUCCUACCUGCAAAGCCACAACGAUCUACUGAAUGCUGAAUCUCCAGAUUGGCAGGACAUAGAUGAUAGACUAGUUCUUGGGCGUGUUGCGGUCAAUGGCCACGAGUUUGUUGGUAAUACGGACUUUAUCAUGUUUAAACAGGCCAGUCAGUUUGCUCCAGUACCCGUUGUAUCAUCUUCAAUUAUUAAAAAUAUAAAAAAUAAUACGGCUAUUAAGUUUGUGAGUCGUUCCAGACAUACAGAGGACAAUGCUCGUAAAUUAGCUGCUCAUAAAGUGUUGCCAAUUGGUGAUUUGCCGACGUUUACGGUCAAAAAUAAUUUUGAACCGAGUGGAUACCACCUAAGUGAAAGUCAAGAUACACAAAUCACUGCUGAUUUAUUUGAUCAUACGAAUGAAGAGGGACGCUCCGCUAAGAUUUAUCAACAGGACUUAGGGCAGAAUAAACAAGAAGAGAAAACGUUUCAUCAUGAACCAUUUAAUGUACUGAAGAGACCCCUGUCAACUGUCACCUAUUAUGGAUUCGCUGACUUUACAACACUUGUAGGCGAUAGCUUAAUCGUUUUCCUACCAAAAACAUCGCAGCCUACCUCUACCAUUAGCCAUGUAACAUCAAUAAAAGGAAUGGCUACGCUACGAACCAGUAAUGUUUAUUUAGAUUUGACGACCAGAAAAACUUUAAUUCAGUCUACAAAAAUCUCGGAAGUGGUCGAAAGUGCUAGGACACCAAUAAAUGAGUGGGCUAGUUUUGUAGAUGCUAUAGAGCCAUCAAUAAGCGAUAUGGGAGAGAUCCCAACUCUAAUAACUUCAGAAUUGAUCAUGUCCAAAGUUAGCAUGCUUUCAAGUGCAACACCCACUCUUGAUUCUAUAGCAGUUACUAAUGCUAUGUCACAAGAUAUCAGCACAACUGAAAGUAAGUCCAUGUUUUCAUUACCUACUGAUCAAGAAAUUUUGAAAAUCUAUGAAUCAUUAGCCAAAGCACAAUCCCAUCCAGCCGCUUUAUCAACCUCUUCUAGCGAAAUUAUUGAAGAGAAUAGUAUUUCUAGAGUCCAACUAGCUGAAUCAAGUCAAGUACAUGAAGGAGCCACAACCAUAUUCAUUGAUGAUGAUCCCUUUGCCAACUUUGUUGAGCCUACUUCUGUGAAAACUAAUCAGCCUUUAUUAGCAACAGCAACAGUAGCGAUGGAAGUGGAAGAAAAUACAACGGAUGUCAAUUCGAAGGAGUCUGAAGGGUCCACUAUAAGCUUAGAGGAUGAAGAAAAGGCCUCCACCCUUAGUUCCCAGAUCAGCGAAGAUACAACCGAACCUGCAUCUGUAACAGAACUUUCGCCAUCAUCUCCUCCGAAUUUUAAGGAAAUAAGUAGCCCGCUCGACGGAAACUGUGCACAUAUAAGGUCACAAGUCUUUUUGACUCAAGUUUCCAAGUCAGACAUGAUUUUAAGCACACAAAAUCACGAAAGCAACAAAAACGAACAAAUUCCAUUUGAUAUAAAAGAGACAACUAAAUUCUAUUGUAUUGAGCCAACACAAGUAAUUGAAUCACCUCAAUUAGAAAAGCCCACAUCAGUUAUUCAAGAGUCGCCUGAUCAGUCGAGUACGUCAUCUAAUAGUGAAGCAAUAAGCACAGAGGAUAUCUUGACAGAGAGGCAAGCAGAGGUUGUGGUCACAGUUUCUACAGUUGAGGAAGAAAGCUCCACAGAAAUUGAGACGGAAGCUCCAGCAGGGGCUGUUAAUAAUGAAGGCGUUACCGAAACUGUAAAUGAAAAUGAUAAUAGUAAUACAAAUGAUAACGAAAAUGAUGAUUAUGAUGGUGAUAACGGUUCGGAGGAAAUAGAUCUUAUAUACAAAACGCUAUACACAACUUAUACCUAUUUAACUACAUUCUUUCAAGGUCAGUCCACAACUGUAUCUAGCCAUACAGAGAUUAUUACAAACGUCGUUACCUCUACAUUGAACGUCGGUAAAGACGCUGAAAUGAUCAAUGAUAUUGAAAUAUCAGCUACACAAACUCAAACUAUGGAUGUGAAGAUUACAGCUUCCCCCAACAUAAAGACAAUACUAUCCCGUUAUAUGAUACCUGAUGAGCUUGAAAGCUUAUUGCACGCUACUGCAAACAGCGUACCUUCCAAUUCGAAGGAGGUUAACCAACAAAACACCUUCCUGGAUGAUACUAAACAUACAAAAACAUUCUAUACAACUUAUACAUAUUACACAACAAUUUUCGCUGAUACUGAAACGGAGAUAAUGUCAAGAACUGAAGUCUUCAGCAAUUAUGUUACUGAAUUGGAAGGGCCGACUAAAACAAUUGUUGAUAACAUCCUACCAACAACCACGUCUUCAGAUUUUGAUAGUGCUGUAACCCUAUCCGUGUCUGAGUUUCAAACCCAGUCGAAUACUCCAAAUGUUGCAGUUAAGAAAGCAACUGAAAAGUCUCAAGAAGAAGAAAAGCAUUUAACAUUGGUAACCGAUAUCCGAUCAAGCAGUUCGAAUGGUGAACAACAAGUUAUUGAAAAAAUCCGCGACGAUGAUCAAGUUAGUUCAGAGAGCAAUACCGAAGAGAUAAUACCAUCAGCAACGUUGCUACUACAGACAAGCUUUACAACAUUCACAUUCUACACAACGAUGUACGUUUCGGAUAGCACGAAUGUGGUUAGUCGGCUCGAAACUGUAACGAAUAUUGCCACAGAAACGUGGCAGCCAACCAAGAUGCUAAGCCACGAUGAGGCCACUCUUCCUAUUACUUAUUUCACCACAUUUACAUAUUGGACUAAGUUAGCCAAAGACGGAGAGAUCACAACAAUUAGCAGAGAGGAAACCAUAUCGAAUGUGAUAGAGCCUACAAGUCGUUUAGUCUUGGACACUACGUUCAAUUCGAAGGCAGCUUCUACUUCCGAGAUUACAUCGGUGUCAAACGAAAGCAGCCAACUAAAUAACGGCAGCAAUAAUAAUUUUGAAUACAUUCAACUUGAACCAAGUAUUGAUGUCACUAAAUCAAUUAAUUUUAGCGCAAGUGAAGUCUCGGAUCUAACAACCUUUUAUACGACCUAUACAUAUUAUACAACUUCAUACGAUUCUAAUAAAACUGUCACAGAUUCCCGCUUCGAGACCGUUACAAAUGUGGUAACACCCAUAGGCGAUAUGAGUUCAACAGCUUUGACAUUAAAUAUUGAACCUACAAUAUCAGUAACACAGCCACAACCAAUAUAUAUGUCAGAAAAUAAUGAGGCGGAUAAAAAUAAAGAUAUAAUUUUCUACGACUAUAAGCAUAUAAUUGAUGCAGAUGGGAUAAGUACCCUGUAUUUUACAACUCAAAUUCAAUCAACAGUUAACAAUGAAGGUAUUUCCAUUGAGAUUACCAGCAGUACAUCGAGCCUUUAUAUCGAUGAAGUAAAGAAAUCCAAUUUGGCUACAACCGAACACUCAGCAGAAUCAGGAUCAGCCCGACAAUACAAAACUGGCUUGGCUAGACUAAUAGAGGGCACACGAAUUGGGAAUAGUACAACAACAUUGUAUCAGUCGAAAGUUAUUGGCACCAUUAUAGAUAAUCGUUAUGCGCAGAUCAUUGAGAGUACCUCAAGUUUUCUCUUCGAAAAAGCAAUAGCAACAGACACAGUACAGCCAACUCUAACAUUUGACGAUAUUACCACCACUCAGGUGGUAAAUCUUCUAUCUUCAGUGGGAGAAGUUGAAGGUAGCAUUAAUAGCGAUCCGACCGAACAAUCAAUUUCUAGUGAUAAUAGUGACGAUAAUGAUGAUGAGAAUUUUAAUGGUAGCAUAUCGUUCCAAACGAAGAAACGAACAUUUGCGCCUGUGAUUAGACCGUUUGCUUCGCGCAAUAGACCAACGUUUGCGCCAAAGCAAAAAACUUUAAAUCCAAGUAGUGCAACUAUUAUCACCAGAUCUGACAUAACACCAACAAUAACAGCAACUCCGGCACUCAAGUCCGUGGGCCGAUUUAGUUCAUCCCGUAGGGUGGCUAUUUCAAAUGCGCCAAUAAAUCCUCUGGACGGUGGUUCCGCAUCAACAUCUUCUAGGCGUCUGUUUGGACGCCCAAUAAAGCCGUCGAUCAGUGCUGUCAGUGCUGGUGGAAGUCAAUUAGGCGCUAAUAGUAGUUUAGCAAGUACAGGCUUUGCUCCAUCUAGAAAUCGUUUUGUGUCUUCUACGCGUACUGCAUCCGUAUCCAGUUCAAGACGUCUAAGCAUAAAUGCUUCAUAUCGACCAUCCAGCAGCCUCAAUUUUCGAGCUUCUGCACUAAAUGUUGCCAGCUCUAGACAACGCAUCAGGCCAACGUCAGUCAUUUCGCAGGCUAACAGUGCGACUACAUCCACGGUUAAGCAACUGAGUCCAGAAAAUAUCAAUGCUGAAGAAGAGACUUCCACUGAGGAUCAAAUUGAAGCCAAUGCCGAAGAAGAGAAAAACGAUCAAAACUCUAGACGUAAUCAGAACCCCUUAUUGCGUUUCCGUCGACCGCUCGGUCGACCCAGUGGAUUUACACCGGUUCCACGCCCAAUUGCAAAUCCAGCUAAUAUUUCGCCUAGAAUAAAUACAUUAGCGGGACGUGCGAAAGCAUCAACAACAACAACAACAACAACGACAACAGCUAGGCCACGAGCAAGAAGCUUUCAACGACCUACAAUUUCCAGUCUUCAAGCUCGAGCUAGACCUCAAAACGCUCUCUUCCCACCACGCGGACUUUUCCAGCAGCAAAAGGAUCAAACACAGGCAGAUAAUAAGGAAGGCAACCAGAAUAUUAAUGAUGCGGAGAAUGAUUCUGAGUAUGAUGAUGAUGAAAGCGAAGAUGACGAUGCUGAUGGCGAAGUACAAAAUGAGGCCAGGCGGCGUCGGCGUUCCAAUAAAAAACUCAGCAGUGAAACCCAGCUUUCACGUAGACGUCGUGAGGCAGAUACCUUAAAUAGGAACAGAUUUCGAUUUCGCCGUCCAAAAACUGUCACAACAGAAGAUCCAAUUCUUUCAAGUGUUGAUGAGCGGACAGAAACCACAUCACACACCACAAAUGCAGUAUACCCAAAAAUUAAUUCGCGUUUCGGAUCUAGAUACCCAGUGACGCAUAAGCCACAAACAAGUACAAGUGCAUCAAGUACAUCAAGCCAACGGUCGAUACGUCCAACCAGGCCCACAUCGCCGCGGACACAGUUUACAUUGAGAGAGAAGGAUGCUCCUAUAAAGAGCAGACAGAGUGCCGCAUCCACAAAUUUCCGUCGCCAACAACCGAGUAGACGCAACCCGACGAUUUCCAGUUCAACCAGCCCAUCGCGUCGUCUGAAGAGUUACAGCAAGCAUAAUAACAAUAAAAAUAAUGCGGACAAUUCUGGUCAUCGCUCCUUAAGCACAACACGAUCGCGUAAUGGAAAUGCAAAUGUAUCAGCAAGAGGGCGCAGUACGAUGCGUGGACGGAUUCGCAAUGAAUAUAACUCUGACUCCACAUCCACAGAGUUAGGAAGCGUUACAAUCACGGUUACGCAUUUGAUCCCAGCGGAAGUAACGGUACCCGUUAUUAAUGGUCAGGUGACUGAAUACAAAAAUAUUGUGACUGGCAAGACAAGUCUCGAGGUACUAGGACCACAUCAAUAUACUCAAGUUUUGGGAAACAAUGGUCAACUAUCGUUAUUCCUAACUCGUGAGGAAUCCAGCAUUAAUGCUGCUGGAGCCACAGAGCUAACACGUUAUCUGUUGCACGACUCCUUAACAUCGACCGUUACAUUUACGCCGACAACGAUUCGAGGCCGCAAAACAUCGUUUUCACACGUUCUGCCCUCGACAGUGUAUUCUGUAGAGAACGUGGUGUCCACGGUGCAGCCUCAAAUAGCAGCUAAUGCACCAUUGGCCAAUAUUUUGCUAUCUCAGCUCUUAUUAGGUAACAUUAACUUGCCAAGCAAUCCACUCUUGGGGGCGCUGGGUCAGCCCCAGGUAACGAGCGCAAUCGGAGUUGUCGAGCCGUCUGUGCCUGUCACGGAAUAUCGUACACAUACCUCUACAUAUGUUACAACUAUAUACGAUGGCAAAUCGACAAUUUUGCCAAUUACUUUUCAGGGCAAAAAGAUCUUAACAACCGUUUUUGAUACAACUGCCCAGACAAUAACAGCAACUGAAUAUAGUGUUGAUACAAUAGUUAACACGCCCAGUCCACAGAGUCAAGUGGUGCAAGCAUCGAGUCAGGUGGCUCAAGUAAAUAACCUGUUGUUGCAGCAGUUGCUUUUACAGCAGCAACAACAGCAACAGCAACAGCAACUGCAAGCUCAGGUUGCUCAGAUAACGCAAACAGCAUCGCCCCUAAUUCUGCUAAGUGAGAAUUUACAGGACUUGGAAGAUGGGGCUCGAUUUGACGGUGAUUCUGUAAAUGCACGCGAUAAUAUCGAUGAUAUCAUAGCCAUCGAUGAUCAACAGGCGCACACCAGUAAGAAUCGUAAAAAAUCAAGAAAAUCGACAAAAAGUCAUAAACGCAACAAACAGCAACAGAUAAGAUCUGAGGAAGAGAGCAGCGUAGUCACGCUAUAUGUCUCUGGACGUAGACCUGGAGAAUUUAGCACUAUUCUAUCCACUGUUUACAGUAGCUAUGAUCACUUUGCGCCAUCCAGCUUGCACAAAAGGCACGUCAAUGAGCAGGAGGAGACAGUUUCUUUAUAUAGCCCCGAGGACAUAUAUGCAUUUGGAGAGAGUGAACGGGUGCUGUCAUAUUUGCAACCAGAUCAACUACAUGAAAACGUAGUAAACUUCGGUUCGAAUGAGCAUGAGUGCGAGCCGGUUAAUGGCUGUGCGUGGAAAGACCGUACAGCUACCUUAGAGAGCAUCAUUGGGGAUGUCGAGCUGUGGUAUGCCAAGGUAACAAAGCAGAACGUUCAGCCAGUUUCUUCGAAUACAAAGGAGCCCUCCAACAGCAGUAAUGAAGGUCACCAACACACAUUUGUACAUUCAUCAUAGACAAUGUCCUCCCAGCAUUAACGGCAUAUCCAAGCGUGAAAUAAUGGGCUUUCAGAAGCCACUAGUGCGUAAGGUAAUUGUGCGCCGUAAGCCUCUUAAUUCAACACGCCCAUCACUAGUCAAGAAUAUCAAUAACACAAAGGAAACAAAAGGCAGUUUAGUAGUGCGAUCAGAGACAAUGCAGACAACGCAACCAAAGAAACAACGUGUUGUAAUUUUCAAAUAUAGGUUAACAAAUAGAAACCAUACAGAUAAUACAUUUAAAUCACAAUCAACAACUUCUUCAAUAACUGAAUCUAGAAACGAUACUUACGAGCAUUCGGAACGUUUGCUGAUCUUACCAACACAAACAUUUUCGUCAAAGUUAACGUCGUCAUCAUCAAUAUCAAUGCGACCUAGGAGCCGUAAGCAAAAGAAACUUAGAAUCAAUGCACAUGAAUUAACAAUGUUGUCUACGG